This is a messenger RNA of Vigna umbellata (rice bean), 838 nucleotides long. NCBI's taxonomy places the organism in Eukaryota, Viridiplantae, Streptophyta, Magnoliopsida, Fabales, Fabaceae. The record is from RefSeq and is a predicted model, not a curated record.
AUGUCAUAAACACUGAUAGUAUAUAGUGAUCAGCGUAUCAGCCAAAUGGACAACCUCCAAUUUCAAGCACAAACAAGGCAAUUGAAGGUAGCAACACCAAAUAUCCCUCUCCACAUCGUCUCAGAACAGAUGAAAUACCUAUGAUUGCCAAUGACUUCAGAAUGGCAGCCAAAAAUGCUAUAGAAGCUGGCUUUGAUGGUGUGGAGAUACAUGGAGCCAAUGGAUACUUACUCGACCAGUUCCUAAAAGACCAUGUGAACGACAGAGACGAUGAAUUUGGAGGUAGUUUAGAAAAUCGUUGUCGAUUUCCACUGAUGGUCGUGGAGGCAAUAAUUAACGAGGUUGGAUCAGACAGAGUUGGUGUUAGACUCUCUCCUUUUGCUAACUACUGUGAUUGCAAAGACUCUGAUCCUCAAGCACUUGGCAUUUACAUGGCUCAAUCCUUAAGAAAAUUGGACAUUCUUUACUGUCAUGUCAUUGAACCCAGGAUGGUUACAAUGUUUGAGAAGUGUGAGACCAAUGUGUCAUUGUCCGAUAUUAGAAAGGCUUUUGGUGGAACCUUUAUUGUGGCUGGCGGUUACAAUAGGAGUGGUGGAAACAAAGUGGUUUCCGACGGUGGUGCCGAUUUGGUGGCUUAUGGACGCUUGUUUUUGGCUAAUCCAGAUCUGCCCAAGAGAUUUGAGCUUGAUGCUGAAUUGAACAAGCCUGAUAGAAGCACUUUUUACACCAGUGAUCCUGUUGUUGGAUAUACAGAUUAUCCUUUUCUUCAACAUGAUCACUGAAACAGCCUAUGAAAUUUUAGUUAUAUGUGUCUAUUCAAUAAAGAGCUGCUGUGUUA